UUGACUAUUUCACGGAGUUCCUGGGAGUUUCAGCAGCAACGGUGGUUCAAUGAUAGUGAAUAAAACUGAGGGGAUAAAAACCUUUUCUCGAUCUGUGCAAUCUAGACGGUCUGUCAACUGAUUUGUACAGAGCUUAAUUGAGUGACUUAAGAAAACAUUGGAUGGGAUCAUCUUAGGUGUGUUGGGAACAUGGAUCCCGGACUUCAGUUAAGUUCAGACCGUAAUAAUGACGCUACAGCAACACAGUACCAGCUGGCCGUAACGGUGAAAGAAGAAGAUAUCGUAGAGGAGACAUAUGGGAAUAUAAUUGCAUUUCAACUUGAUGAAGAACAGCUUCAGUAUAGAACUGGAUCAGACUUUGCGGGGUCCAAAUUGAAGCCUGCUCAUACCGAGACAUUACAGACAAUAGCGGAGAUUGAAGUGAAGAUUGAAGACGAUGAUGAGCCCGAUGAUCUGCUGGAAAGUGCAUCAGAAUAUCCACACGGAACCCAACAGGAGACACAUGGACAGAGUGAUGAGCUCAGCCUGCAACUCAAAGGAAGACGGCACCACUGCACUGUGUGCUGGAAGAGUUUCAGGACCCUGAAAGCACUCGAGAAACACCAGCAAACACACUCAGUCAGGGUGAAUUUGACCACGUCCUCACUAGCUAGCCGCCACGUGCAGAAACACACUAGAGAGAAGCCUCGUAAAUGUUCCCAGUGUGGGAAAGUUUUUUCACACUCGUCAAGUCUUGCAAGGCACAUGCAUUCACACGUUGGAGAGAACUAUCAUAAAUGUUCCCAGUGUGGAAAAGGUUUUUUACGCGCAUCAUUUCUUUCACGCCACAUGCUCGUGCAUGCUGCAGAGAAGCUUUACGAAUGUUUCCGGUGUGGAAAAGGUUUUUCACACUCGUCAAGUCUUUCACACCACAUGCGUGUGCACAAAGUAGAGCUGUCUCGUAAAAAAAGACCUGUAGAGCAGCGUCAUAACUGUCAUAACUGUGGAAAAGCUUUUUCUCACUUCUUGACGCUUAAAUACCACAUGCUAACACAUACGGGAGAGAAGUAUCACAAAUGUGCCCGGUGUGGAGAAGUUUUUCCAUUUAUUUCAACUCUUAAAACUCACAUGCUCUUACACACUGGAGAGAAGCCUCAUAAAUGUGCCCAGUGUGGAAAUGCAUUUAGAAUCUCCUCAGAUCUGAAACGCCACAUGCUCACACACACUGGAGAAAAACCUCAUAAAUGUGACCAGUGUGGAAACGCAUUUAGAAUCGCCUCAGAUCUGAAACGCCACAUGGGCACACACACUGGAGAAAAGCCUCAUAAAUGUGACCAGUGUGGAAACGCAUUUAGAAUCGCCUCAGAUCUGAAACGCCACAUGGGCACACACACUGGAGAAAAGCCUCAUAAAUGUGUUCAGUGUGGAAACGCAUUUAGAAUCGCCUCAGAUCUGAAACGCCACAUGCUCAAACACAUUGGAGAAAAACCUCAUAAAUGUGCCCAGUGUGGAAACGCAUUUAGAAUCUCCUCAGAUCUGACACGCCACAUGCUCACACACAUUGGAGAAAAGCCUCAGAAAUGUGCCCAGCGUGGAAAAACUUUUUCACAAAUUUCAACUCUUAAAAACCACAUGCUAACAUACGCUAAAGAGAAGCCUCAUCAAUGUACUCAAUGUGGAAAAGGUUUUAGUCACAGCUCAAGUCUUUCACGCCACAUGCAUGAACAUAAAGGAGGGAAGCCUCAUAAAUGUGUCCAGUGUGGAAAACGGUUUUAUCAAAGUUCAGAUCUUAAUCGGCACAUGCGUACACAUACUGGAGAGAAGCCUUAUAAAUGUGCCCAGUGCGGAAAAGGUUUUACACAAAGUUCAACUCUUACAUGCCACAUGCUAACACACACUGGAGAGAAGCCUCAUAAAUGUGCCCAGUGUGGAAAAGGUUUUACACAAACUUCAAUGCUUAAAAAACACCUACUACUACACCAUGUAGAGAGACCUCAUAAAUGUGCCCAGUGUGGAAAAGCUUUUAGAACAUCCCAAAGUCUUCAACGCCACAAUCUUACACAUACUGGAGAGAAGCCUCAUACAUGUUCCCAGUGCGGAAAAGGUUUUACACAAAGGUCAAGUCUUUCAUGCCACAUGCUAGAACACACUGGAGAGAAGUCUCAUACAUGUCCCCAGUGCGGAAAAGGUUUUACACAAAGGUCAAGUCUUUCAUGCCACAUGCUAGUACACACUGGAGAGAAGCCUCAUAAAUGUUCUCAGUGCGUAAAAAGCUUUUCACGCAUUUCAAUUCUUAAAAGACACAUGCUCAUACACACUGAAGAGACGCCUGCCCAGCUUGGGAAAAAAAAUCGACAACUUUCUAGUCUUAAAAUUGUCGUGCUAACCCGCACUGGAGAGAAGCCUUAUGAAUGUUCCCGAUGUGGAAAAUGUUUUUCACACUCGUCGAGUUGUUAUUACCACAUAAGUCAGCAUCGCGUUGAGGACAAGAACCUCAAGAGAUCCCUAGAAAAUGCACACUGUUAGCAUGAAUCAAAAGCAGAACAAGACGCUACAUAUAUGUGCUUAUUGUAAAAAAGCUGAAAGAAAAGUCGGUAAACUCUAAUCCCCAAAGUGGGUGAUAUUAAUGGGGUUUCACUAUGUAACAAUGUAACGGAUAUGGUAAUGUUGGGAAAUAUGUCACCGUGUGUAGUGGCGCUCAACUUUAAUACAGCCCUCCGGAAUGCAUAGCUGGAUAGGUGCUCUAAGCCAUGGCAGAAUGCACACGACUUGUAUAAGAAACGCCCAGAUUUUGGGUUUGCUUCACCCUAAAUGCCUAACUCUCUUUAUCAUGCGUAAAUGACAGAUUUGAGUGAGGGGAAGAAUUUGCGCAGAGUGAAAUGCGCGUAGCUUUUUUUUUUUUUUUUUUACUUACGCACUCUUACCUGCAUGGGAGUAUUCCCCCUAAAGGAUUAUGAAUUUGAUAAUUUAUGUGUGGGCCUGCAAUUGCUGGUACAACCGUUAGAACCCAUAUGCUAAUACACAAAGAAGAAGAAAAAAGCAUAACCAGUGUUAAACAUACAUUAUGGUGUUAGCAGCAGAUGCCAAUUGUGGUGUUAGCAACAUAUGUUAACACCAUAAUUAUCUAUAUAUUGCUCUCUUUCUGUAUUUUUCUUUUUCUUAGAAAUGUGUUUGGUUACGGUUGAAAAAAAAAACCUUGGAAAAAAAUUGCAGAAUAAAAUGUACAGAUGUGUU
Messenger RNA from Sardina pilchardus (European sardine), 3213 nucleotides. Its product is annotated as zinc finger protein 493-like. The record is from RefSeq and is a predicted model, not a curated record. Gene Ontology annotation, biological process: regulation of transcription by RNA polymerase II. Bases 190 to 2505 code for a protein of 771 amino acids. Lineage: Eukaryota; Metazoa; Chordata; Actinopteri; Clupeiformes; Clupeidae. Gene Ontology annotation, molecular function: DNA-binding transcription factor activity, RNA polymerase II-specific; RNA polymerase II cis-regulatory region sequence-specific DNA binding. The transcript is spliced from 3 exons. Gene Ontology annotation, cellular component: nucleus.